GCGAGCGGCACCAGCGCCCGGCGGCGCGGGCAGGCGAAGCGCGGCCCUGCCCUGCCAUGGAGAGCCGGGGGCAGCAAGAGUCUAACGAUCAUUUAGAAUCUGAAGUGGAGGAAUCUAGCAUACCGCCAGCUGCUGGAUCGUCUGAGGACCAGACACCUAUAGUUCAGUCACCAUUGUCACCGGAUGGAGUUAAAACACCAUCAUCUGCAGACCAGCUGUCUAUAGUUGAGUCCCCACUGUCACUGGAUGAAUUAGCUGGCAUUAAAACAUCAUCAUCUGCAGACCAGUCAUCUAUAGUUGAGUCCACACUGCCACUGGAUGAAUUAACUGGUGUUAAACCACCAGCAUCUGCAGACCAGUCAUCUACAGUUGAGUGCCCACUGUCACUGGAUGAAUUAGCUGGGGUUAAAACACCCACAUCUGCAGAUCAGCCAUCUGUAGUGGAACUGCCAGCAUCUGCAGACCAGCUGGUCAUUGAGAAACCACCAGGUUCUGAGGACCAGUUACCUGUUGUGGAAUUUCUCACAUCCAGGGAAAACUUGGAUGAGAUCAGAUCACCUGUGGGUAAGCAGCCAGGUUUCAAGGUCAAGAUGUACAUGUCCGACUCUGCACAGACUGGCGGUAAAACACCUGGGGCUCAGUCAUCAGCAACUGUAGCCAAGCCAACAGAGACUACACAUGAAAUAACGGAGCAGCCAAUUGCGUAUGAAGACCCUUUUGAAGUCUCCAUUAAGUACAUGGAGAAACACAAUAUUCUGCAGAUAUUUCAGGAGAUCACAGAAAAACUGGUGUACCAGAAACCCGAUGACCCCUUGCAGUUCAUAUUGCUGCAGGUGCAGUCUAUGAUAAAUGCCAGGCAGGCUGAAAUGGAGGGAAUAUUGGAGGAGAAUGAAGAUGCAGAGAUGUUUCUGGAAGACGUCCUGUACACUCCUUUUGGCCCCUACUGACCUUGCUAUUGUGGUAUUGCAUGGGGCCUUCACAGCACUGUGCUUUUGUAACUUGGAAUAGGUCUGCUUGUAUGUUUCCUGAUUUUUCUGUUCUGUGUGCUUGUGCUUCCCCUUGGGUUUAAAUCCUGCAACCAGGUAUUGGUUUGGAUGCACAAACUGAAAUCAAAGCAUGCACAGACCUCAUGCACAUAUAGCACACCUUGAAAAGGCAGGUCUGCUGAACUCCUGUGCAGUCUGUGCAUACAAAUGCAUAAAUCCUACAGUUACGCUGCCCCUAGACUCUGCUUUUCCAUACAGAGAAACCUCACAGCUCAGACAAUACAAGCACAAAACCAAGUAAAAUUAAAAAGCAGCCCUCUAUGACCCAUAGUCCUCUCUUUUUUUUUCCAUGCUGCAUUGGUAACUUACCGUCUCCAGCUAUGCAGCAGUGCCUGUGUCCGUCUAAUACUUUGAGAAGCUGGGUCUGUGGCUUUCCCACUGCCCCCCGAGCUCCUCUGAUGCAAGAAGCUGUCUCACUGCCUCUUCCACGCACUGGACACAGCUGUCUCACCCUUCACCAUCCCUGCUGGGUUCCGAUCACUCUGCUUUUUGGGGUUGCCCAGCUGCAUCAUUGCAAAUACAGUGUAUCUUUCGAUAACCAGAACAGUAAAGCAACAGUUGCACACACCCUCUGUGGCUUCAGAAGACAUUGUCACUCAGGAAUGUGGGAGGUGAACAAAACUAAACAAACCAAAACCAGACACUUGUAGCCCAGGAAAUUCAGACGCAAGGUACACUUUCUACGUCAUUUGAACUGAUUUCGAGUCUCAAAGCACUUACAAUUCUCAUUUUCAUACCAUCCAACUGUCUGUUUCCACCCUAUAAAGAAACUUUGUCUUUCUUUUUCCUCUCUCUUGCCUGAAGAUUAUUGAAAACAUGCAACAGAGCGUACUGUUAUUUUGGCUUCAUUUAAUGUGUCUGUGCAGUAGAUGCCAGAAGGUUUUUUGUCACUACAGAAUUUUCUCUUUUUUAGGCAAGUGCUCUAAUUUCAUGACGGAUGGUACUGUAUUCCCAAAUGACUGUCUCUAUGGCUAUGAAGAGAGCACCAUAGAAACUUAUAUUCCAUCUAUCUAUUUUCAGCUAAAAGUCUGAUGAUUAGGUUGUGUGAUACUCCACAGCGAAGCUUGAGCCCAAAAAGUCUGGGAAAAACAGAGGCAAGUAUUUGAUAUACAAAUUUCGUGGCUGAGAAGAAUUGCCUUUCAAUCUAAGGUUCUCAAAAAAGAUCAGCUAGUUCAUCUGUUUCCAGGUUAAAGGUGGGUAAGCAUCCCUUUCAUUCAUAGGGCAGGAAUGUUUUCAAGGUUAUUGUGAGCGUAAAGAUGGCUCAAGUUUUAAAUAAAAUCUUCAUGGGUUUUAUAAGAGGUUUGGUGUAGUCUUACACAUCUAGGUCCCACUGAAACAGUGAGAUGCUUUUGAAAGCCCUACUUCAGCAGCUGGAAGAAUUGGACACUUAAUGAAACAGAGUGACUGAUGUUUUUUCAGCCUUAUAUAUUGUUGAUCAAGAAUUUAUAAGCAGCCCUGUACGUACACGCCCUGUGAAUGUAAGAGAAGUGCUAAUGCACCUCUGUGGAACAGGAAUUGCAUGGAAGAUGAAGAUAGCAGCUGAAGCCUUUUCAUCACUAUGGUCACAUCAGCAUGUUCUCCCAAGAGAUGGAGAAGUUGCAAUGUCUUUGAAUUUUGUUGUAGAACAGGAUUAGGGUGCUUUUGGGUACACCUGAGCUGUGAACUUUGUGCUUCUAUCAUUUGUGUGUUUUAUUUUUUUGUUACCUUUUACUCAUUAAAAACUUCUGACUUGUAACACCU
Falco peregrinus (peregrine falcon) is the source of this 2786-nucleotide messenger RNA. It is a transcript of the gene TEX55, whose product is annotated as testis expressed 55. The coding region runs from base 57 to 947 and encodes 296 amino acids. The transcript is spliced from 4 exons. NCBI's taxonomy places the organism in Eukaryota, Metazoa, Chordata, Aves, Falconiformes, Falconidae. The record is from RefSeq and is a predicted model, not a curated record.